This is a messenger RNA of Phascolarctos cinereus (koala), 1678 nucleotides long. RefSeq names its product AIP like 1 HSP90 co-chaperone (gene AIPL1). The record is from RefSeq and is a predicted model, not a curated record. Lineage: Eukaryota; Metazoa; Chordata; Mammalia; Diprotodontia; Phascolarctidae. Gene Ontology annotation, molecular function: peptidyl-prolyl cis-trans isomerase activity; protein binding.
CACACCUCUGACUCUUAGAGAAUUCUUAUGUUCUUUAAGGGUUAGCUCAAGGCCACCUCCUCCCUGAGACCUUCUCUGAUGCCCCUGGAUGUAUCCUGAGAGCCCUUCUCUGAAAUUACUUCAUAGGCUAAAGGACAGCACAGUGGACAGAACAUUGGACAUGGAGCCAGGAAGAUAUGGACUCAAAUGCUGCUUCUUACCCAGUUAUCAACUGUCUCUUUAAAAGGUGCAAUUCUUGGAGUGCUGAGCCCCAUGGGGGCUGUAGAGGACAAAUCCUGACCUUCCCUCUUCAUGCGUUCAUGCUAAGCUUCCUGUAAUCAGAGCUGGAUUAGCACGGCCAUCCAGCUGGCUGACAGAGAGCAGACAGGGCCCCUUUCACUGUUAUCCAACCUUACCAACUGACACGGUCCCACCAAGCAUGGAGAAAACCAUGCUACUGAAUGUGGAAGGCAUUAAGAAGACCAUUCUUCAUGGAGGGACUGGGGAGCUCCCUCACUUCAUCAAUGGAUCCAGAGUGACAUUUCAUUUCCGAACUAUGAAAUGUGAUGAGGAACGGACAGUCAUAGAUGACAGCAAGCAGGUCGGCCAGCCCAUGCACAUCAUCAUUGGAAAUAUGUUCAAACUGGAAGUCUGGGAAAUCCUGCUGACCUCAAUGAGGAUCGGAGAAGUGGCUGAAUUCUGGUGCGACACAAUCCACACUGGUGUCUACCCAAUCCUCUCAAGGAGUCUGAGGCAGAUCGCAGAAGGCAAGGACCCUACAGAGUGGCAUGUUCACACAUGUGGUCUGGCCAACAUGUUUGCCUACCACACACUGGGCUAUGAGGACUUGGAUGAGCUGCAGAAGGAGCCCCAGCCCCUGAUCUUCAUCACAGAACUCCUCAAGGUGGAAGCCCCAAGUGAUUAUAAGAGAGAAACCUGGAGCCUCACUAAUGAUGAGAAGAUGCGCGUCGUUCCUAUCCUCCAUGGCGAUGGCAACCGUCUGUUCAAGCUGGGGCGUUACGAGGAAGCUGCCGCCAAGUAUCAGGAAGCCAUCAUCUGCCUGAAGAACCUGCAGACCAAGGAGAAGGCUUGGGAGGUUCAGUGGCUGAAGUUGGAAAAAAUGAUCAACACCCUGGUUCUCAAUUACUGCCAGUGCCUCCUGAAGCAGGAGGAGUGCUACGAAGUGCUGCAGCACACCAACGACAUCAUCCAGCACCACCCAGGUAUUGCAAAGGCCUACUAUGUGAGGGCCAGGGCUCAUGCAGAGGUGUGGAAUGAAGCAGAGGCCAAAGCGGACCUGCAGAAGGUGCUGGAGCUGGACCCUGCCAUGCAGAAGGCAGUGAGGAAGGAGCUGAGGGUUCUAGAGAUCCGGAUGGAGGAGCAGCGGGAGGAGGAGAGGCGCCGAUGCCGGAACAUGCUGGGCUAAGCCUGGAGAAGGGCCCAGGGCAGGGAGCUGCCUGCUGGUCUCCAUACCCUGCUGAGGCUGUGCUCACAACACCAAGGCAGGAGGGACUGGGUGAUGGGCCUACUGACCUAUAGUUUGCUUGUUGUGUGUAGUGUUUGAAAGCACUGAAUUCUUUCCCAGAGGGUCCCAUGGUGGAGCAGCCCUGCUCUGACCCUCCUUCACCGGAGAAGGUACUCCAGUAGCAGGGCAGGACUUCUCUGGGCACUCUCUGGGCUGGACAGCUUUCAGUCACGU